Messenger RNA from Jatropha curcas, 795 nucleotides. The record is from RefSeq and is a predicted model, not a curated record. Lineage: Eukaryota; Viridiplantae; Streptophyta; Magnoliopsida; Malpighiales; Euphorbiaceae.
AUGGUGGCAGAAUUGGAGGUGGAGGUGGGACAGUCAGUUUUUGUGGACGUUGAUAGAAUCUCUGGGAAAGACGUCGAAUUAACACCAACUUUGGCAAGAAGGGGACUGGAGCUUGAUACAGGAUGCGAUUACUGUGGUAACGCUGAAACAUUAGUCCAUGCUCUUGUUGAGUGUCCACGAGUGAGCUUUUGUUGGCAGUUUUUUGGUAUUCAGCUUACUACUGGGAAUUUUCCGACUUUCUUGCAACUGUUGGAACAUUUACACAAGCUGUGGGAGAAUGAAUUUUUUGAAAGUUUUGUUAUGGGACUAUGGAGUGUUUGGUCAACCCGUAAUGAGCUGAAAUGGAAUCAAGUGGAAGAAGGACCUUAUCAUGUAGUUACUCGCGCCAGAAGUAUGCUCGCAUCUUGGAAGAAAGCCCAGCUGAAUCCGUCAGGCUCAGGUACAGGUACAGAUGCUCCUGCAGAUAAUCAAUGGUUUCCACCACCUGUUGGUACUUUUAAAAUCAAUUUUGAUGCAACUCUUCUCCCCUCUGUUGGCCAUGGAGCCGUUGGUGCUGUAAUUUCAAAUUGCAACAGCAGGUUUGUAUCAGCAGCAACGUCUUCAUUACAAGAUUGUUCUUCUCCAGCAGUAGCAGAAGCUCAGACGCUAAGAACGCAACGUCUUCAUUACAAGAUUGUUCUCUCAGCCAGAGCAGAAGCUCAGACGCUAAGAACGGUUGUUGUCUUGGUUGCUAUCGAGCUACUCAAUGUUGUCUUGGUUGCUAUCGAGCUACUCCAACCUGAAUAUUCAGAUUGA